Molecule: messenger RNA, 301 nt
Organism: Paramuricea clavata
Lineage: Eukaryota; Metazoa; Cnidaria; Anthozoa; Malacalcyonacea; Plexauridae
Source: the annotation of a GenBank genome assembly
AUGGAACAAUAUUCCAGGAGAGAGUGUCUUGAAAUUCACGGUGUUCCAGUAACAAAUGACGAAGACACUAAUGAAAUAAUAAUGAAAAUUGGUAUUCUGGCCAAUGUUUCUAUUAAACCAGAAGACAUAUCAGUGAGUCACAGGCUUGGCAUCCCAAGCAAUGUUCCUACAGGUCGACCUGCACGUCCACCUAUUAUCAUUGUUAAAUUUGUGCGGCGAAAUGUCAAAGAGGAGUUAUUAUCUUCCCGAAAGAAUUUAAGGAAUAAACUAACUACCGACUUGGGCAUUUCCAGAUUUGCAG